Alternaria ventricosa is the source of this 1593-nucleotide messenger RNA. RefSeq lists its product as uncharacterized. NCBI's taxonomy places the organism in Eukaryota, Fungi, Ascomycota, Dothideomycetes, Pleosporales, Pleosporaceae. The coding region runs from base 1 to 1593 and encodes 530 amino acids. The record is from RefSeq and is a predicted model, not a curated record. The transcript has a single exon.
AUGGCUACCCAUACAGUCAUCGAGAUCCCCAAAACAACAUCCGGUCCUGCCGAUCCUCGCGCGCCCAGCAUCCUCACAACCUUACCGCCUGAGAUCCGCAACCGCAUCUACGAGUACCUGUUCAAGAGAUAUAGACCUGUUAUUCUGGACGACGAGGAAGAAGAUUUCUGUGAUGUCUUUGCAGGUUGCACCGACCUUCUACUAUCAUGCAGGCAAGUCUACCAUGAAGCCGUCGGUAUCCUCUACGGGCAGAAUACUUUCUUCGUCACUCCGUUCCUCGAAGAUCAGAUGCAAUUUACCUGCACAUGGUUGUCAAGAAUCGGAUCACACUAUCACCUCCUGUCUCGCGUGAGCAUGGACGCAGAUGCAUUACCUCCAGCAACAUAUCGACGAUACGAUCUGUUACCACUGUUGAAGUUCAUCUGGGGUUAUCCUCAGGCCAAAUGUGAAUUUGCCUUCGUUGUUUCCAGAAAUUCGGGGUUCAAAGAACAAAACAACGGCGCUGAACCGUACGAUUCAAUCACUGCCGCGGAUAUUAUGAACACGAUUCUCUUCGGAUUAGGCACCGCAGACGUUCUCAACCUCAAGCAGUAUGCCAGAUACUCUGGCCUGAUCUCAUCAGUAAUGGUCUGGUACCAUGACCACGCCCAAUGUGGAUAUGUCGAAUACAACGAUUCUCGUAUUCCACGUUCCUUCCCGCAUCCAGACAGAGGCUUCUCCAUCUUAGACCAUGGUUCCAAGAUUCAGUGGAAAGAACCUGAACAGCUGGAUCUUGUGUCCUUGCCUGGAGAAUGCCUGUCGACCAUCAAUGCGUACGCACGCGCGUCUGAUACAGACGUUGCAUUCGACCUGGACGCCAGCGAAGCCCGGGGCUACCGCAUAGGGCUCAGCGGAGUCGACACCUCGCUGCGGCUUGACAUCGACCAGAUGCAUACGAGAGUGUACGACGAGAUUAUCAUCCGUAUGUCUACUCAGGAAGCUGGGACCGACUUCGAUGACUUCAAGGCACUACAAAAGCUGUUAGAGGUCGACAACUUUGAGAGUCUAGUCAACCCACAUCAUUGCAGAGAGGAGCAGUGUUUCAUCAACAUGGUUCUGAUGUUCAAGCUUUCCACACCAGAGCCCACUGCGGACUUUCGUAUAAACAUCAACAAGCUUCUGCAUAUAUUCAAACACGACCAUGGAUGUCUUCUGAUUACUGUCCAAGAGUCCGAUAGCAGCAUGAAUGGCACUCAGUCCAUCAAGUGGCAUCUCAUUCAGAGAGCAGUAUUCCUCUUGCUAUCAGACGUGUUGGAGCAGUAUCCUUCGAAAGCCGAUCAGCCUCUUCCACAAAUAUGGAUAGAUGGCCACGGUACUGCUUUGUGCGCUACAUACCCCGCUAUGGCCACCUCCGAGGAGACAACUAUUCCCUGUUCGUAUGCCAUCGACGAUCCGGCUGACGUCCUUGAACAAUACCGUCGCAAGAUCAUUCAUCUUGACCAAAGCGGGAUGUGGGAGCAAUGCGUGUCCCCUCUCGAUAUUUAUUCUCAGAUGAAUAACGAUAGCCUGGCCAGUAUGUGUUACUGCAUACGGUACUAUCUUGGCAUAAAUUAA